Acanthosepion pharaonis is the source of this 630-nucleotide messenger RNA. Lineage: Eukaryota; Metazoa; Mollusca; Cephalopoda; Sepiida; Sepiidae. The record is from the annotation of a GenBank genome assembly.
AUGUUAUUCAACUUUCUUCUCAGAGUACUGCAAUUCUGGCCUCUUUUUAGCUUACAUUUCUUUCUGUCUUUUUGGACUUUUUUGGCUUUCAUUUUCUUAUUUGCUUUAUUGUGGUCCUCAUUUUUUCUUUCUUUCUUUCUUUUUUAUGGUUUCUUUUCUUUUAUUAUUCUUAUCUUUUUCUUAUUGCUUCUUUCUUUUUAUCUUCCUUUCUUUUUAUUAGAUAUUUUGUUCUUGUCUUUUCUUUCUCUCUCUCUAAUUGGUUCUUUUCUUUUACUGUUCUUUUUCUUUUUUUUCUUUUUUCUUUCUUUAUUUCUUAUUGCUUUCCAUUUCCAUUCAUUCUGUCUAAAAUGGGUCAUUUUUUAUUACAUUUCAUUCUAUUUUCUUUCUUUCUUUAUUAUUUGUGCUUUCUUUUUCUAUUUCUUUCUUUUUUUUAGAUAUUUUGGUUUCCAUUUGCUUCUUUUCCUCUUUCUUUCUUUUUUCUUUCUUUCUUUCUGUUUUAACUUGUUUCUUUCUUUCUUAUUGUUUUUUUUUUUUGCUGUUACUCAGUUUUCUUCUUUUCUUUCUGUUUCUUUUCUUAUUUUCUUUUCUACCUUUCCUUUGUUUAGUCCCUCUUUUUACAUUCCUUUUUAA